Molecule: messenger RNA, 3045 nt
Organism: Galeopterus variegatus (Sunda flying lemur)
Lineage: Eukaryota; Metazoa; Chordata; Mammalia; Dermoptera; Cynocephalidae
Gene: KCNB1
Product: potassium voltage-gated channel, Shab-related subfamily, member 1
Exons: 1
Biological process (GO): potassium ion transmembrane transport
Cellular component (GO): voltage-gated potassium channel complex; membrane
Molecular function (GO): delayed rectifier potassium channel activity
Source: RefSeq, a predicted model, not a curated record
ACUCUCUUCUCCUCGCAGAUCCUUGCCAUAAUUUCCAUCAUGUUCAUCGUCCUCUCCACCAUUGCCCUGUCCCUCAACACGCUGCCCGAGCUGCAGAGCCUCGAUGAGUUCGGCCAGAGCACAGACAAUCCCCAGCUGGCCCACGUGGAGGCUGUGUGCAUUGCAUGGUUCACCAUGGAGUACCUGCUGCGCUUCCUCUCCUCACCCAAGAAGUGGAAGUUCUUCAAGGGCCCACUCAAUGCCAUUGACUUGUUGGCCAUCCUGCCGUACUAUGUCACCAUUUUCCUCACCGAAUCCAACAAGAGCGUGCUGCAGUUCCAGAACGUCCGCCGCGUGGUCCAGAUCUUCCGCAUCAUGCGUAUUCUCCGCAUCCUUAAGCUUGCCCGCCACUCCACCGGCCUCCAGUCCUUGGGCUUUACUCUGCGGAGGAGCUACAAUGAGUUGGGCUUGCUCAUCCUCUUUCUCGCCAUGGGCAUCAUGAUCUUCUCUAGCCUUGUCUUCUUUGCUGAGAAGGAUGAGGAAGACACCAAGUUCAAAAGCAUCCCAGCCUCUUUCUGGUGGGCCACCAUCACCAUGACGACUGUUGGGUAUGGAGACAUCUACCCUAAGACUCUCCUGGGGAAAAUUGUGGGGGGGCUCUGCUGCAUUGCAGGGGUCCUGGUGAUUGCUCUUCCCAUUCCCAUCAUUGUCAAUAACUUCUCUGAGUUCUACAAGGAGCAGAAGAGGCAGGAGAAAGCAAUCAAGAGGAGAGAGGCUUUGGAGAGAGCCAAGAGGAAUGGCAGCAUCGUAUCCAUGAACAUGAAGGAUGCUUUUGCCCGGAGCAUUGAGAUGAUGGACAUUGUGGUUGAGAAAAAUGGGGAGAAUAUGGGUAAGAAGGAUAAAGUGCAAGAUAACCACAUGUCUCCCAACAAAUGGAAAUGGACAAAGAGGACACUGUCUGAAACCAGCUCAAGUAAGUCCUUUGAAACCAAGGAGCAGGGAUCCCCUGAGAAGGCCAGAUCAUCUUCUAGUCCUCAGCACCUGAACGUCCAGCAGUUGGAAGACAUGUACAAUAAGAUGGCCAAGACCCAAUCCCAACCCAUCCUCAAUACCAAGGAGUCAGCAGCACAGAGCAAACCAAAGGAAGAACUUGAAAUGGAGAGUAUCCCCAGCCCCAUAGCCCCUCUGCCCACUCGCACAGAAGGGGUCAUUGACAUGCGAAGUAUGUCGAGCAUUGAUAGCUUCAUUAGCUGUGCCACAGACUUCCCGGAAGCCACCAGAUUCUCCCACAGCCCUUUGGCAUCACUCUCCAGCAAGACUGGGGGCAGCAUAGCCCCAGACAUGGGCUGGCGGGGAGCUCUGGGUGCCAGUGGUGGUAGAAUUGUGGAGGCCAACCCCACCUCCAAUACUAGCCAUCACUCUAGUUUCAUCAUCGAGAGCCCCAAGAGUUCCAUGAAGACCAACAACCCCUUGAAGCUUCGAGCACUUAAAGUCAACUUCAUGGAGGGCCAUCCCAGUCCACUACUCCCUGUUCUGGGGAUGUACCAUGACCCUCUUAGGAACCGGGGGGGUGCUGCAGCUGCUGUUGCUGGACUGGAGUGUGCCACACUCUUAGACAAGCCUGUGCUGAGCCCCGAGUCCUCCAUCUACACCACAGCAAGUGCUAGGACACCCCCCCGGUCGCCCGAGAAACACACGGCAAUAGCAUUCAACUUCGAGGCAGGUAUCCACCAGUACAUUGAUGCAGACACAGAUGAUGAGGGGCAGCUGCUCUACAGUGUGGACUCCAGCCCUCCCAAAAGUCUCCCCGGGAGCACCAGUCCCAAGUUCAGUGUCGGGACAAGAUCAGAGAAGAACCACUUUGAAAGCUCCCCCUUACCCACCUCCCCUAAGUUCUUAAGGCAGAACUGUAUUUAUUCUACAGAAGCAUUGACUGUAAAGGGUCCCAGUGGUCAGGAAAAGUGCAAACUUGAGAACCACAUCUCCCCCGAUGUCCGUGUAUUACCAGGGGGAGGAGGCCCUGGAAGUGCGCGGGAUCAGAGCCUCUGAACUACCCUGCCACGGAGGAGAGACUUGUGGGUGAGGUCCAAAGAGGAGGGCUGUUCGGCUUUCCUGCCACAGAGCUUUUCUGCAUGAACUCUAAAACAGAAAGGCCCUGAAAAGCCCCCAGAAAGAGGAGAGACUCCAGAGAAGGCUCCUUAAGACCUUGAGAGCCACAACCAGCAUGAAGUUGGCCAAGCCAUGGGGUACAGCAGCUCCUUGUAACGACUCUGUUGCCCUCUCUGGGAGAUGACAUGAGCAGAACUCAUAGCCACCACUACCAUCAUUCUAGACCUAACCCAGGCCACCUACUCCCCAUUCUUCUCUCAUGGCUUUCCAUCACAGCCUCUGAGGGCAACAUCUCCAUCCCUCCCGGCUUCAGCUAGAGAAGGAUUCUACAAUAAGUGGCUGACGUUGAAAGAAUGGGCUGACCAAUUUGGUAUUGGGGGUUGCCCAGCCACCUCUGGGAACACUGGUCCAUCACCUCCUGGAUGGAUCCCACUCUUAGAAGGCUACAGGGAAUGCUUGUGUCAUGGGGAAAUCUCUGCGCCAUAAGCCACGAUCCCAGCGCAAAACCCUUACUCAUAUGUCUUCACUGACUUCCGUAUUCCGUAGUACCUGAGAUUUUAUUUUGAGAUAUCAUCAGGGUGAGUUGUACCACUUGUACUCAAUUCUAAUUGCCCCCUGGCAAUCUGGGAAGGGUUCAGAAGGCGGGCGCUCAGCCAACAGUAUGAACUUGGAGCAUCGCUUUAGGGUUGUAGGAGGAAAACGCUUCCUGUACAUCACUAGUGUAGACUCAAAAGAUAUGCAAGUGUCACAUAUGCAAAAGAAAUAGUUCAUUCAAAAAGACUGUGUGUUACUGAAGAACAGCAUAAACAUCUGAUUUUUUUUACCUGCAAGAGUGAAAGGAAAAAAAAAACACCCCUAAUUGAAAUGCCCACUUCAGACUUUUGAAUACUUCCUGCUGCAACAGGGAAAACACCUACUAUAAUAGAAAUUCUUUUUUGUUUCCUGUGGUAUUCAAGC